Paracoccidioides brasiliensis Pb18 is the source of this 1605-nucleotide messenger RNA. RefSeq names its product pyruvate kinase. Gene Ontology annotation, biological process: glycolytic process. Bases 1 to 1605 code for a protein of 534 amino acids. Gene Ontology annotation, molecular function: magnesium ion binding; pyruvate kinase activity; potassium ion binding. The transcript has 8 exons. The record is from RefSeq and is a predicted model, not a curated record. Gene Ontology annotation, cellular component: cytoplasm.
AUGGCGAACUCUCUCGAUCACCUCACCAGCGGGAGUAAGCUGGAGUGGAUGUCCAAACUCCAAUGCGACUAUAAGCCCCUCAGAGGGGAGAAUAUCGCCAACUAUGCCAACUACCGCCGUACCGCAAUCAUCGGGACCAUUGGUCCGAAAACUAAUUCCGUUAAGAAGAUCAAUAUCCUGCGCAAAGCUGGUGUCAAUGUUGUUCGCAUGAACUUUUCCCAUGGCGAUUACGAGUAUCAUCAAUCUGUCAUUGAUAAUGCCAGAAAGGCUGAGCAAAUUGAAGCAGGGCGCCCGCUCGCUAUUGCUUUGGAUACCAAAGGACCAGAAAUUCGAACCGGCAAAACAGUAGGUGGUGAGGAUAUUAAAAUACUUGAAGGAGCGGAGUUGAUUAUUACGACUCACGAUGACUAUGCGGAGAAGUGUGAUAAUAAAUAUCUCUACGUCGACUACAAGAACAUCACGAAGGUGAUUCAGAAGGGUAAACUAAUAUACGUGGACGACGGCAUUCUCUCAUUCCAAGUCCUCGAGAUCAUAGACAAUCAUUCUCUCCGCGCCAAGUGUCUCAACAAUGGCUUCAUCUCCUCCAAAAAGGGCGUCAACCUCCCCGGAACCGACAUCGAUCUCCCCGCCCUCUCCGAGAAGGACAAAGCCGACCUCCGCUUCGGCGUAAAGAAUAAAGUCGACAUGGUCUUUGCCUCCUUCAUCCGCCGCGCCUCAGACAUCAAGGACAUCCGCGCUGUCCUUGGCGAAGAAGGCAAGGAAAUUCAAAUCAUCGCCAAGAUCGAGAACCAGCAAGGCGUCAACAACUUUGAUGAGAUCCUUGAAGAAACUGACGGCGUCAUGGUCGCACGUGGAGACCUAGGUAUCGAAAUCCCUGCGGCAAAGGUCUUCAUCGCCCAGAAGAUGAUGAUUGCCAAGUGCAACAUCAAGGGCAAGCCUGUCAUCUGCGCGACACAGAUGCUUGAGUCGAUGACAUAUAACCCGCGUCCCACGCGUGCGGAGGUGUCAGAUGUCGCCAACGCGGUUCUGGACGGGGCGGACUGUGUUAUGCUGUCUGGCGAAACUGCCAAGGGCGAUUAUCCCAAGGAAGCUGUAAUGAUGAUGCAUGAGACAUGUCUGAUUGCCGAAGUCGCUAUUCCAUAUGUCAAUGUCUUUGAUGAGUUGCGGAAUCUCGCGACUCGACCCCUGGAUACCGUCGAGUCCAUUGCCAUGGCUGCUGUCUCUGCAAGUCUGGAGCUGAAUGCCGGAGCUAUUUUGGUAUUGACGACGAGCGGCCACUCCGCCCGCCUCCUCUCCAAAUACCGUCCCGUCUGCCCCAUCAUAAUGAUCACCCGCAACGACAUUGCUGCCCGUUACUCCCACCUCUACCGCGGCGUCUACCCCUUCAUCUUCCCCGCAAAGAAGCCCGACUUCACCCGCGAGAACUGGCAAGAGGACGUCGACAACCGUCUCAAGUUCGGUAUCGCCAAGGCCAUUGAACACCAUGUUCUUUCCCGCGGUGACUCUGUCGUCUGUGUCCAGGGCUGGAGGGGCGGGAUGGGUCAUACAAAUACCAUCCGUGUGGUUCCUGCGGAUCCGGAGAAUUUGGGGCUUGCGGAGGGGUAA